UCCCUUGUUCUUUUUCUGCAGCUGGUCAGCGAGAAGGUUGGAGGAGCUGAAGGGACCAAGCUUGACGAUGACUUCAAGGAAAUGGAAAAGAAAGUGGACCUGACCAGCAAGGCGGUUACAGAAGUAUUGACCAGAACAAUAGAGUACCUCCAGCCGAACCCAGCUUCCAGAGCCAAGCUAACCAUGCUCAACACGAUGUCGAAAAUCCGCGGGCAGGUGAAGAACCCCGGCUACCCGCAGUCGGAAGGGCUGCUGGGGGAGAGCAUGAUCCGAUACGGCAAGGAGCUGGGCGAGGACUCCAACUUCGGCGACGCGCUGCUUGAUGCUGGCGAAUCUAUGAAGCGGUUGGCUGAAGUGAAGGACUCGCUGGAUAUUGAAGUCAAACAAAAUUUUAUUGAUCCCCUCCAGAACCUGUGUGACAAAGACCUGAAAGAGAUCCAGCACCAUCUCAAGAAGCUGGAAGGCAGACGCUUGGACUUUGACUACAAGAAGAAACGACAGGGCAAAAUCCCCGAUGAGGAACUCCGACAGGCCAUGGAGAAAUUUGAAGAGUCCAAGGAAGUAGCGGAGACCAGUAUGCAUAACCUCCUAGAAACUGAUAUCGAGCAGGUGAGCCAGCUCUCGGCCUUGGUGGACGCCCAGCUGGACUACCACAGGCAGGCAGUGCAGAUCCUGGACGAGCUUGCGGAAAAACUCAAGCGCAGAAUGAGGGAGGCCUCCUCGCGCCCCAAGCGGGAAUACAAGCCCAAACCCAGGGAGACAUAUGACUUCGGAGACACUGACCAGUCUAACGGGGGCUUCUCUUGCAAUCCUACCCCCAAAGUCUCAGCUUCCUCCUCUUUCCGAUCCGACAAGCCGUCCCGGGCCUCCGUCAGGAGUAUCCCCCCCCUGGACCAGCCCUGCUGCAAGGCUCUCUACGACUUCGAACCUGAAAACGACGGCGAGCUGGGCUUCAAGGAAGGCGACAUCAUCACCCUGACCAACCAGAUCGACGAAAACUGGUACGAGGGCAUGAUCAAUGGCCAGUCGGGCUUCUUCCCCCUCAACUACGUGGAAGUGCUGGUUCCGCUACCUCAGUGAAACGGCAUCGCUCCCGUCCCCCCCUCCGCUCGCACGGGGCCGAGCCUCCAUUCCACCUCCAUCCUGACACUGGCCCUCUCUGGCGGCGGGGCCGUGA
Molecule: messenger RNA, 1177 nt
Organism: Aptenodytes forsteri (emperor penguin)
Lineage: Eukaryota; Metazoa; Chordata; Aves; Sphenisciformes; Spheniscidae
Gene: SH3GL1
Product: SH3 domain containing GRB2 like 1, endophilin A2
Exons: 9
Coding region: 82-1080 (332 amino acids)
Biological process (GO): synaptic vesicle uncoating
Cellular component (GO): glutamatergic synapse; cytoplasm; presynapse
Molecular function (GO): protein binding
Source: RefSeq, a predicted model, not a curated record